GGGAUUUUAGUUGAGCUUCACGCCGCGCUCACCUUCAAUGGCGUUCAAAUUGUCUUUUCCCUUUCCCAUUUUCUCUCCUCAAUUUAGCCCUAAUUCAACUCCGUCGCACCGUCCUCUUACCGAAAUCCGAUUUUCCCGUUGGAACAAUGCAAACGCUGAGAAAUUCGAGCAGCGCCGACGGUCUCAGCAAGAAAUCGAGGAUGAAAUCCGCCGCGAGCGCCGCUUCGAUUCCGCCGCUAGAAUUACUGACCUCUGCGAUUCCAACUCGUCCACCUCCGCCAUUGACCGGACUGAAACGUUUAGGUCUGUCGGCACUCCAUCGUAUCCGUCGAGGCCUUCAAUCCCUGGUCGAAAAUCCAAGUACUCAAAAAACCCUAAUCCUGGUUCACCCCCUCCAUUUCGUCAAGUUUCGAAGACCAAAAAGACCAUGAGCGCACCUAAAGAAAUGCCUAUUGGCGUAGAAGCCAAAGUUAGCCUAAGUGAAGAUGGAGUUUCGUACGUAAUCGAUGGAGCUCCAUUUGAGUUCAAGUAUAGCUACACAGAAACGCCGAAGUUGAAGCCGAUAAAGCUGCGUGAACCGUAUGCCCCGUUUGGGCCAACGACAAUGCCGCGGCCGUGGACGGGGCGUGCUCCAUUGCCGCCAAGCCAGAAGAAUUUGCCGGAAUUCGACUCGUUUCAGCUGCCGCCGAAAAAUAAAAAAGGAGUUAAGACAGUUCAGGCACCAGGACCAUUCUUAGCAGGUUCGGGGCCCAAAUACGUGAUGUCGAGGGAAGAAAUAUUGGGUGAGCCGUUAACAGAGGAGGAGAUCAAGACGCUGAUUCGUGGGUGCAUCAAAUCUAAUAGGCAAUUGAAUAUUGGUAGAGAUGGUUUAACGCACAAUAUGUUGGAUAACAUACAUGCUCAUUGGAAACGGCGUAGAGUGUGCAAGAUAAAAUGCAAAGGAGUGUGUACGGUUGAUAUGGACAAUGUGAAACAGCAAUUGGAGGAAAAAACUGGGGGCAAAAUUAUCUAUAGUAGGGGUGGGGCAUUGUACCUUUAUCGAGGUAGAAAUUACAACUAUAAAACCCGUCCUCGUUUCCCUCUUAUGCUAUGGAAACCCGCUGCACCGGUGUACCCUCGGCUACUUAAGCAGGUCCCUGAUGGCCUAACACUGGAUGAAGUGACUGAAAUGCGUAAGAGGGGACGGAAAUUAAUACCAAUAUGCAAGCUAGGGAAAAAUGGUGUGUACUCUAACCUCGUAAAACAUGUUAGAGAGGCGUUCGAAGAGUGUGAACUUGUCAAGAUUAAUUGUCAAGGGCUGAACGAGAGCGACUUCAAGAAAAUCGGCGCGAAACUAAGGGAUCUUGUCCCUUGUGUUCUUAUUUCCUUUGAAAGCGAGCACAUUCUUUUGUGGAGAGGAAAAGAUUGGAAAUCCUCCCUUCCAUAUAUAGAAAGAAAUCCCGUGGGAGCGAAGGCACGUGGAACAAACGAGGGAACUAUUGCUGCACCAUCCAUUGAAGAACGAGAAGCGUCGGUUGAGGAUACGAGUCUGAUCGACCAUGAUUUGAUGUCUUUGGGUUCUGCAGGCCUCUCAGCUCGAGGAAACGAGGAGCUAGAUCCUUUGGUUGCCGAGAAAUCUGUCUCUGCCGAUGUUGAUUCAUUAACAGCAAUGAUGGGUGAAAGCAAUUCUCUAGCAGACGCAGACGAUAUGGAAGCUACAGGGUCAGAUGUUCAAGAAAUGAACACUGAUAGCACGUGUGAUGAUACUGAAUCGUCAAGCGCAAUGUCGGGAGGUGAGACUGAGACUGAGACUGAUUCAGGACAUGAAAACUCAGACUUUGAUGAAGCAGAACCAAUGGAACAAUCAAGAUUGAAUGCCAUUGCAGCUGCUGGAAACCUGGAGACUAAGCCAGCAAGUUACGCCAUGGAUGGAGUUCUUCAAUUAUUGAAGCAAGCGAUCGAAAAUGGCGGUGCCCUUGUCCUGGACGAUUCUUCAUUGGAUGCCGAUGUCGUUUAUCGUCGAGCAGUCGCCUUUUCUCAAUCUGCUCCUCCGGCGCCCGUUUUCAGGCACCAACCAAGGAAGAAGGUAGCAGUUGAUAAGGGUGAGGAGCAAACAAACAGAGAAUUGGAGGAAGUGAAAGAAGAGAGUGCAGUUUCAGUGGAGAGAGGAAGUGGGAAGAAGGAUUCUAAAACGAAAAAGAAGAAGAAUUUUGGUGAAUAUAAUUUCAGUUCGCCACAAGGAAGCUUAGGAGUGGAUGAACUUGCAAAGUUAUUGGCAUGACGUGUACAGGUCCAGGUUCAAACUUGAUUACUCAAUAAAAAUCCCUUUUAAUCCA
Cucurbita moschata (crookneck pumpkin) is the source of this 2315-nucleotide messenger RNA. RefSeq names its product CRS2-associated factor 1, chloroplastic. Gene Ontology annotation, molecular function: RNA binding. Bases 38 to 2260 code for a protein of 740 amino acids. The record is from RefSeq and is a predicted model, not a curated record. Gene Ontology annotation, biological process: Group II intron splicing. NCBI's taxonomy places the organism in Eukaryota, Viridiplantae, Streptophyta, Magnoliopsida, Cucurbitales, Cucurbitaceae. The transcript has 5 exons.